GGGCGUCGGGUUCGCCGAGGGCGCCCUUUACGCUUUGCGGUUGGAACAAUCCGCGAGGUUGAGUGUGGAGGGUUCCGACUCUGAUUACACUUGAGUGUUGUCGCGUCUUAAUCCAGUAGCAUAGCAGAAGUCGCAUUUCUCGGAGGGCCGAUGAAUCGAGGUGGAACGAGUCCGUCGACUAGAUUCUGGUUAAUACGAUCUUUUUUUUUUCAGAGGUAUUAUUAGAUUUUGAAGACGCGAGUGGGAGGGAUGCUGGAUUCGUGGUCGUUGGCCCUGGGUGGGCUGGUCCUCAUCCUCUUCAAGAUCUUGCAGUCGCUCCUUUUCAGAAAGAAGAGGUCCGACCGGCCGAUAUUCUCGUUGGCCGACGUCCUCCCCCCGGCCCCUCACGUGGCCGACCAGAAACUCAGGGACAAGGUCCUCAAGCAAGGUUUCUCCUCGGAUAAAGUACCCCAUGACCUCGACGCGAUCGUGAUCGGGAGUGGGAUCGGGGGAUUAUCUGCAGCCGCUCUCCUCGCCAAGGCCGGGAAGAAAGUCCUCGUCCUCGAACAACACGAUCAGGCUGGUGGAUCCUGCCAUACUUUCAUCGAGAAGGGCUACGAGUUUGAUAUUGGAAUCCACUAUGUCGGUGGUUUUGGGGAAACGGAUUUCAAUCGCAUUCUGUUCGAUCAACUCACCGAUGGCCAGCUGGAAUUCGUCCUCACAGACCCGGUGUACGACGUGGUGAAGCUGCGGUACCAUUCCGAGAAGAAGGCUUCCUAUGACAUCUGCUACCCGAAGGACAGGUGGAUCUGCAACCUGAAGAAGCAAUUUCCUGGGGAAGAGGAAGCCAUCGACAAGUUCGUCAGAUACAUAAGAGAGGCCUCAAAAUCGAAAAUUGCAUUGGGAGUGGUGAAGUUCCUUCCUCUCUGGCUGGCCAAGAUUGUCGUCAAGCUUGGCGUCAUCGACUGGUUCAUCCCUUACAGCAAAUGGGCUUCGAGAUCCAUUCAGAGUGUCCUUGAGGAACUCACAGACAACAAGGACCUAAGAGCUGCCUUCACCUACAUAUUUGGUGACUUUGGAGCUCUACCCAGUGAAGCUAGUUUCACCCUUCUGGCCCUCCUUCAUCAGCACUUUUACAGAGGGUCCUAUUACCCUCGAGGAGGUGCAUCGGAGGUAGCUUUCCAUAUCAUCCCUGUGAUCGAGAAAUCGGGAGGGAAAGUCCUUGUACGUGCCAAUGUGAAAGAAAUCCUCCUGGACGAAUCAGCUUCUAGAGCCAUCGGUGUGGUUGUCGAGAAGGGCUCUGGUUCUGUCAACGUCACUGCCCCAAUCGUCAUCUCCAGCACAAGUGUGAAGACGACUCUGACGAAGCUCUUGCCGGAAAAAGUCGGAAAGCAUGCGAUCCAGUACCCAGUGUUGUCACGAGUGAGGCAGGGCUAUGCCUGCUUCCAAGUCUUUCUUGGCCUCAAUGCAUCCAAUGAGGAGCUCAAACUGUCUGCACAAAACUAUUGGUGUUUCAUGGACAACAACCGUGAGGAGGCAAGUGUACAGCCGGUGCGGCUCAUCGACCAAGCGUGCAAGCUCUUCCCACAAAUUCAGGACAAGAUUGACCUCGUCGUAAUUGGAUCCCCUCUGAGCCACAACUAUUACCUGGGAAACACAGUGGGAGACAUUUAUGGCCUUCAUCACAACUUGGAACGAUUCAAACUCGAAAUUCAAGCCCUGCUCCGUCCUGAAACUGGCAUCCCAGGCCUGUAUCUGUCAGGACAAGAUGUCAUGUGCUGUGGCAUGGCCGGAGCGGUGUUCGGCGGAGUCUUCUGCGCGUCCAAGAUCCUCGAGCGCAACCUCGUGAACGAGCUGGCACAAGUCAUGAAGGAGGCCAAGAAGCGAGAGGAAGGAAAGUCGCAGAAGACCCGUGUCUCCAAAGGGGAAAGGAAUGGAGCAGUCAUGAACGGAGUCCACGGUUGAUGGGGGCCGAUGCCCGUCGUGUGAAUGCCUGUUCUCGCACUAAAGUUUGUAAUGUCUUCGGUCAAAAAUAAUUUUUUGCUCAUCGUCACAGGUUCUUUUGUAUGAGAGCAUUCAUAAGCUCUCCCGAUAUUAUUUGCGUAUCUGAAUAUAUUUUUCGUGAUAUUUCAUCACCUUUAAUUGGGAAACUAAUUGGUUGUCAUGGUUUGGAUUGAGUGGAAAAUUUCUGCAUGGAUCAUCUUCCUCAGCACAAUAAUCUCUAGAUUGAAUUAAUGAAUGAAAUAUUUGUAAAUUAAUUUAAAACCGUUUUCAGUCUCUGUUUCCAAUUGAGCAUUGUUUGAGCAACAGUGGUGACAACCCUUUUGCCUGCUCUCUUGUAUUGCAUCGUUUAUUUCAAAUUGGCUUUCAGAUGUUUUGCUAUGGUGCUUUAAUUUUGUGAAAUGAAAUAACCUGCUAUCCCACUGACAGCUUUUUUCAUAUUUGGAAUUACACGAAACGAUGUCUUGUUGCAGUUGGUCGGCGAACC
Darwinula stevensoni is the source of this 2467-nucleotide messenger RNA. The record is from the annotation of a GenBank genome assembly. NCBI's taxonomy places the organism in Eukaryota, Metazoa, Arthropoda, Ostracoda, Podocopida, Darwinulidae.